AUGGGCGUCGCCGGCGGCGAUGGCAGCACCAAGCCCCCCGCGGCCGCCAUGGACGUCGAGUCCUCGACGGCGGUCGUGGCGCAGCCGACCUCGGUGCUGAGGUCCGUGCUGCUGUCCUACGCGUACGUGGCCGUGUGGAUCAGCCUCAGCUUCACGGUGAUCGUGUACAACAAGUACAUCCUCGACCCCAAGAUGUACGACUGGCCCUUCCCCAUCUCGCUCACCAUGAUCCACAUGGCCUUCUGCGCCUCCCUCGCCGCCGCGCUCGUCCGCGUCUUCCGCCUCGUCGACCUCCCCGCCGACCCGCCCAUGACGCCCUCGCUCUACGUCGCCACCGUCGUCCCCAUCGGCGCGCUCUACGCGCUCUCCCUCUGGUUCUCCAACUCCGCCUACAUCUACCUCUCCGUCUCCUUCAUCCAGAUGCUCAAGGCGCUCAUGCCCGUCGCCGUCUACUCCCUCGCCAUCGCCUUCCGAACCGAGACCUUCCGCAGGGCCUCCAUGCUCAACAUGCUCGGCAUCUCCGCGGGGGUCGCCGUCGCGGCCUUCGGGGAGGCGCGCUUCGACGUCUUCGGCGUCACGCUCCAGCUCGCCGCCGUCGCCGCCGAGGCCACGCGCCUCGUGCUCAUCCAGAUACUGCUCACCUCCAGGGGCAUCAAGCUCAACCCCAUCACCUCGCUCUACUACAUCGCCCCCUGCUGCCUGCUCUUCCUCACCGUGCCGUGGACGUUCGUCGAGCUGCCGAGGCUGCAGGCGGCGUCCGCGGCCGGGAUCGUCCGGCCAGACGUGGUCGUUUUCGGGACCAAUUCGCUGUGCGCCUUCGCGCUGAACCUGGCGGUGUUCCUGCUGGUGGGGAAGACGUCGGCGCUGACCAUGAACGUGGCAGGGGUGGUCAAGGACUGGCUGCUCAUCGCCUUCUCAUGGUCGGUCAUCCAGGACACCGUGACACCAGUGAACCUCGCCGGCUACGCCAUUGCCUUCCUUGGCGUCGCCUACUACAACCACGCCAAGUUGCAGGCGCUCAAGGCAAAGGAGGCCGAGAGGAAGGGGAAUGCCGAGGCCGGUGCGCGACUUCUGACGCCGGAGAAGGAGGCAAAUGCGCGCAAGAACUGA
Triticum turgidum subsp. durum (durum wheat) is the source of this 1110-nucleotide messenger RNA. The record is from the annotation of a GenBank genome assembly. Lineage: Eukaryota; Viridiplantae; Streptophyta; Magnoliopsida; Poales; Poaceae.